Messenger RNA from Telopea speciosissima, 1011 nucleotides. RefSeq names its product glycosyltransferase BC10-like. Lineage: Eukaryota; Viridiplantae; Streptophyta; Magnoliopsida; Proteales; Proteaceae. The transcript is spliced from 2 exons. The record is from RefSeq and is a predicted model, not a curated record. The coding region runs from base 16 to 996 and encodes 326 amino acids. Gene Ontology annotation, molecular function: glycosyltransferase activity. Gene Ontology annotation, cellular component: membrane.
CAGAAACCAGUAUUGAUGGCACUAUCUCUAGAAAGAAAUGACACCAAGGUUCAGCAAGGUGGAAUGAAAGAUCACUUGAAAUUACCUAAGGCUAUGCAUGAGAUGAGCGAUAGGGAGUUGCUAUGGAAAGCUUCAAUGGUCCCAAGGAUCCAAAAGUUCCCAAACAAACAAGCCCCAAAGGUUGCUUUCAUGUUCUUAACAAGAGGGUCAUUGCCAUUAGCUCCUCUUUGGGAGAAAUUCUUCAAAGGACAUGAAGGGUUGUACUCGAUUUAUGUGCACUCCAAUCCAUCCUACAAUGGAUCUGUAGAACCAAAAGGGUCUGUGUUUCAUGGUCGAAGAAUACCCAGUAAGGAGGUGAAAUGGGGACAGUUUAGCCUUAUUGAAGCAGAACGCCGCCUACUGGCCAAUGCACUCCUUGACUUCUCAAACCAAAGAUUUGUUCUUCUAUCAGAGUCAUGUAUUCCCCUCUUCAACUUCUCUACCAUCCACUCUUACCUCAUUGGAUCUACUAAGACCUUUGUGGAGGUUUAUGAUGAUCCAACUGCUGUUGGGCGUGGCCGGUAUAACCACCGUAUGAAACCACUUAUCGAUCUCCGGCAAUGGCGAAAAGGGUCUCAAUGGUUCGAGAUAGAUCGUGAUCUUGCAAUCGAGAUUGUUUCCGACCAUAAAUAUUUCCCAAUUUUUGGUAGAUUAUGUAAGGGCUCAUGUUAUGGAGAUGAACAUUACUUACCAACAUUUGUGAACAUAAGAUUUCCAGAGAAGAAUUCAAAUAGGACUUUGACAUGGGUUGAUUGGUCAAGGGGAGGUCCACACCCAACCAAGUAUUACAGAACAUAUGUGACCAUUGAGCUUUUGGAGAAGCUGAGGAGUGGAAGUGAAUGUGAAUAUAACGGCAAGAACACAACCAUUUGCCAUUUGUUUGCAAGGAAGUUCUUAUCCAACACUCUGUAUAGGUUGAUGUUGUUUGCCCCAAAGGUCAUGAGUUUCAACCCUUGAGCUAUAUGAGAUGUA